GACGGAUCCUUCCUGUUUGGUUCAAAAGAGCAUCUUCCGCCUGGUGCGUGCCGCCAUAGAGUUCCUCUACCACGGUGCAAGAUCUUCUCAUGGCACCGCCUCGUCAAAGUCCGAUUGGUUUGCAGCCGAGUAAGGCCGAACUGCAACGAUUUUGUCGACAACGGGAUGAACUGUUCGACCGGUACGGGCUCCGGAUGGGUGCGGAAGGGCGUUGGUCGUUGCCCGCGUUGGAGCGGCCCCGAAGAGGCGAAGCCGUGGAGCCGUGGAUCGGCGCCAUCAUCCGGCUCUCCGAGGCGGUGCUGAGAGCGGACCUGGAAAAGGCGGACGACGUGCUGAAUUUGCAUUCCAAGUUCGGUCUUGGUCUUCUCCCUGAGUGGAAAGCCUUCUUUGAGAUAUUGAAAAGAGAGCUUCUUCCGCAGCGGUUGACCGCCCUGGCGUCCUUGAGGCAAACGGGAAUUCCGGAGGCCACGGAAGUCCUUGGCCUGUUGCUCCGGGAGCUUUGGGCUCGCAUCACAGGAGGCAACUCCAAGCUCUGUGACCUAGAGACAGCGCAGUUGCAGCGAUUGCUGGACUUGAUGCAGAAGGCCAUCGCAGAUUGGGAUCGAGUGAAGAAUCCAAACCAGAUCGAGUGGUGUGGCCACUUCUGUGGACCCAUUUGGUCCCUCCGGCAGAGUCGUGGUGAGGGUCCUCCGGAUCCUGUGGACUACGACAUGGCCAUGGAGGAUUUGAGGCUUCUAAGAGACAAAGCCCAAUGCAUUCUGACCACAAGGGAGCUCACAGUAGAUCAAGAGGGAAUGAGACAAGACACGAAUGGGUUGAAGGAUGUGACGUUAAGCUUGAAGGAGGAAGUGAAGGAAUUGCAACACGACAAGUUGCAGAUGAAGAAGGAGUUGGAGAGGCUGAAUUCAGAGAAAGUGACGGAGAUGGAUGACAAACUGAAGAAGAUGGAGCACGAAUAUUCAGCCGCGAGGGAGCUGCAUGAGAAGCUGCAGAAUGAGCUCCUGAGGGUGAAAGAUGAGUCCCGUCAGUUGCAGAAUGAACAGCUAAAGAUGAAUGAGGAGUUGCAGCAGGUGAAGUCGGAGAAUGACAAGUUGACAUGCCAGGUGAAGGAGAUGGAGGAGAACAUGAAGGAGAUGAAACAUGAGUCUUCGGCCUGGAAGGAGCUGCGUGAGAAGCUGGAGAGUGAACUUUUGAUGAUGAAGGAUGUGCUGAUGGAGUUGCAGAUUGAGAAGAUGAAGACAAAUGAGGAGCUGCAGGAGGUCAAGGUGGAAAAUGAGAACAUCAAGUGCCAAGUAGCCCACGUUGAGGCGACUCAAAGAGUGCAGGUCGAGGUGCAUCUCAAGUCCUUGGAGUCAGAGUUGCUGAACAUGAAGGGUGAGCUGCAGGAGUUUAGAAAGAAGAACGAAGCAUCAAGCAUGAAGACAGAGUCGGAGAAGCUGGAGUUGCAGAGAGAGCUGCUGAACAUAAAGAAGGAUUUCAUGAGCAUGAAAUAUGAUCCCUUGACGUCCAAUGACAACUUGAAGAUGAAGAAAGACUUGGCUGAGUUGAUGCUGCACCAACUGUUGCAUGUGUCCAGUUGUGCAAAGACCGAGUUCAGCGACGUCUGCUCAGAGGCGUCUUGGGUCAAAAUCGACGAAGAGACCAGCAUGCUGCUCAGUGCAAGCUCCGGCUUUUCUGUGGACACAAGUGGUCCCCACUGCUUUACGCUUGACACCAUGUUCAAGACGCCUACGGGCUCCUUCCUGAGCGCUCUGCAGUUGCUGAAAGACACUCAGAUCCUGGCAGCCGAUGGGUCCACCGUCUUGGUGGUUGCUUCACCUCCAGAACAGCACGCUGCCCGAGGGACAGUGGUCCUCGAGGCAAACGAAGCUAAACUGAAAGUGACUACGGACCA
Durusdinium trenchii is the source of this 1894-nucleotide messenger RNA. Lineage: Eukaryota; Dinophyceae; Suessiales; Symbiodiniaceae. The record is from the annotation of a GenBank genome assembly.